AUGUUGAGGCGAUUCGCUUCCUGUUUCCAUAAUGAGAAGGCUUCGAGGGGCUUUACUGAUUGCCUCGCAGGCGCUCUACUCUCUACCCAGACAUGCAAAGUCGAGGCGAUUCGCUGUCUAAUUUCGCGACGAGGGCUCCUUGAAAGUUUUUGGGUACAGUCUGCGAAGAUCCAUAGAUCGAAUCUGCAGCAAGAGCUGAACACCUGUGGAAGCGUCCACUUUUCAUCCGUAAGAGCGAUCUUGAUUGGAUUCGCUGCUUGCUUCGGCGACCAUAAGGCAUCGAAGGAGUUGGCUGGAUUGCCAACUGUCUCCCUCUACGCUGACGUUGGGCCGCAUGUGGCUCGUUGGGGGCUUACGUGUACACUGAGACUUCCAGAGAUCGAAAUCUUGAACGUGAUGUUCGCUGAAAGUUCGCUGGCAGCCUGGCUGCAGCCGCCACGACUUUUGGCAAUCGCUGGUCGCGUGUCAGGCACGGCACCGAGUACUGAUCGUCACAUGCGACUGCGCUGCGACCGGAAGCAGCCUCUGCAAUACGCCACUGGCACAUUAUCCGCCUUUUGGUCCAGAUCCAGCACUUCAGACUUACCGACACACCAAACGCCUGGCGACAACCACAGCCCUCGAUAUUGAGCGCGCAAGCGCAAGCGCAUCCAGAGCACAAUGUCCGUCUGGAACCCAGAAAAUGUGACUGAUGUCGCCGAGUCGGUCGGUAUCGCAUCUCUUAACAAGGAGGUCUCCGAACAUCUGGCGCGCGACGUCGAAUACCGAAUCGCCCAAGUCCUCGAAGAAGCCUUGAAAUUCAUGCGCCAUGCGAAACGAACAACGCUCACGACACAAGACAUAUCACAAGCGCUGCGAGUGCUAGAUGUCGAACCACUCUACGGAUAUGACUCUACCAGACCACUGCGAUUUGGCGAAGCCUCGAUAGGACAAGGCCAGCCAUUAUUUUACGUGGAAGAUGAAGAGGUGGACUUUGAGAAGCUGAUCAAUGCGCCGCUGCCCAAGGUGCCGCGAGAAAUCAGCUUCACCGCGCAUUGGUUGGCGGUGGAAGGAGUGCAGCCCAGCAUACCUCAGAAUCCAACUCAAGCCGACCAACGGAAUCAAGAGCUGGCGGCCAAGGGCCAAGGCGCAAACCCGACUCUUGCGGCUAUGAGUGGGAACGACAAUGUCUCCGUAAAGCCGCUGGUCAAGCACGUCUUGUCGAAGGAGCUGCAGCUUUACUUUGACCGCAUUUGCACCGCCAUCAUGGACGAGAACAACGAGGAUAAUCGCCUCGC
This is a messenger RNA of Pseudocercospora fijiensis CIRAD86, 1277 nucleotides long. RefSeq lists its product as uncharacterized. Lineage: Eukaryota; Fungi; Ascomycota; Dothideomycetes; Mycosphaerellales; Mycosphaerellaceae. Bases 1 to 630 code for a protein of 209 amino acids. The transcript is spliced from 8 exons. The record is from RefSeq and is a predicted model, not a curated record.